Molecule: messenger RNA, 3356 nt
Organism: Cheilinus undulatus (humphead wrasse)
Lineage: Eukaryota; Metazoa; Chordata; Actinopteri; Labriformes; Labridae
Gene: rerglb
Product: RERG/RAS-like b
Exons: 5
Coding region: 207-824 (205 amino acids)
Molecular function (GO): GTPase activity; GTP binding
Source: RefSeq, a predicted model, not a curated record
CACGGACAGACGCAGAGAGAAGAAGGGGGCGCUUGUUUCCUCCCCCCUCUCCUCCUCUCCGUCCAGCUUUAAAACAGCUCUUUGAAGAGGAGGAGAGGGGGGCAGUCCGUCCUGUACUCCCAUCCAGCCCGGACUGGAAGGAGCGAGCCGACGUUAACCCAGAUCUCAGACACUACGCAGAGCCCAGGAGCUGACAGAGAGCAGGCAUGAACGACAUCAAGCUGGCCCUGCUGGGGAGCCCGGGGGCCGGGAAAUCAGCUGUCCUCGUGCGGUUCCUGACCAGACGCUUCAUCGGUGAAUAUGCUUCAAACGCCAACUCCCUGUACCAUAAGAGGCUGUCCAUCGAUGGCCGGCAGCUGAAUCUGGAAGUUUUCGACCCCUGCUCUCAGAGCUCGGAGGCCAGGUGCAUCCUGGAGGAGCCGGUGGAUUGGGCAGACGGCUUCGUGGUUGUGUACAACAUCAGCGACCGAACCUCCUUCAUCAACGCCAAGAACAUCCUGCGGCAGAUUCGGGAGGCGCGCAUGGACAACUGCAAAGGGGAGGUGGAGGUUCCCGUCUGUCUUGUGGGUAACAAACAGGAUCUGUGUCACGUCCGGCAGGUCCGUGAAGACGAGGGCCGCUGCCUGGCUCAGGAGAACCGCUGUCACUUUCAGGAGGUCUCGGCUGCCGAGAGCUACCAGGACAUCGCCAACCUCUUCACCCAGCUCAUCCGGCAGGUGAUGGACCACCUGAAGUACAGGGCCGACCGACGGCGCUACAGCGGCUCCAAGUCGAUGGCGAAGCUCAUCAACAACGUGUUCGGGAAGAGGAGGAAGUCAGUGUGAUAGGUGCAGAGAGGGACUGGGAUAUUAUGUGUGGACCUGUGAUAAGAGGUUACAAGCUGGGUCGGAAAACUGAUUUAGCACAGACACAAAAAAAAUCCAUGUCAGGAGAUGGAGGGGUUUGGAUGGCGUCUGUGGGUCUGAAUCUACUAUAUUUACAAACAAACUUAAGUUUUGUACAUCUAAUUUUGCCUUACAUAGGCUUCUUUACCUUUUCAAAGAAAUUUAAAAUUGUUUUGAAGAAAAGCAGGUUGUUGAAAAGGACAGAGGCUUACAAAUGAAGGGUGAGGAUGGGAAGAAGAGCUUGUGAGGGGAAAAACAGGAAGUAAAAAGCUGGAAAGUUACGUCAAAAUUGAGGGUCAUAAGGUUGGGAACCUUUCAAUGAAGGAAUUGUUCAAAAUAUUUUACUAUCAAAAUUACAAUUGAAGCCAGGGCCAAAAAGUGCCCACAGCCUGCAGUUCCUUGAGUGACCACUGGAGGCUGAGUCCAAAAGUGAGUCAACCCCCAUUCUGCCCCAUGCAAAAAUUACAAACUUUAAUUAAGAAAUAUACUUAUUUAUGGCCUUGUAAAAAGAAGUUAUUUUGGUCUGUACGGUAUGUUUUUUUACUUGUGAAAACUGAAAAAGGGUUGAAUUAUUAUUAUAAACUAUUUUAAUGCUAACAUGCAUUAUUAGCGGCGUGUUUGCUUGUGUGACUUUGAGCCACUGAACUUGGCCCCUUGUUUUGUACCUUUUGGCUAUUUUUCAUGCUAAUUUGUGCACACAUUUCCCUUUAUUGUGCUUUUUUAUUGUAUAAACAAGCCUUCCAAAAAGCCUGAAUUUUCUCAGUCAAUUUUUGGCCUUAUUCAGCAACAUGUUAGCACUAAAAUGUGGGUUGUUAGAUUUAUUUCAGAUUUUGAUUUUCCUGGCUGCACUGUACAAUGAUUAUUGAUGUUUUUUUUUUUUUUUUCUGCAGAGGCCCCAUAACUGAAUCAUGCCAUAAUCUUUAUGUUGCUCACUUUGUGAAAUUUGCAAAUGUUAUAUUGGUGUUAAAACAUUAUCCAAAGAAUCCCUAUAAUGCUGAUUGUACUGACAGCUACUUUAAAGGCGGUUAUUUUUGGCUACUUUGUUGCUGUUUUUUCCUCCAUAAAACCUGAUAACUAAUAAAGUUCCCAAAAUUAAAUCAAAUAAAUUAAUGUUUACUUUUUACAUCCAUGUACUGCCUUUAUAACUGUUUUUAUUAUCUUUGGCAUGCAGCCUCCAUGCCAGGUAGAUGAACAUGCCAGAUCCCGUUGCAUGGAUUUAUUUCACAUUCAUCUUGGCGAGCUCCCGUGCAAAGUGUCCAAAAAAUUCUCAGAAGGUGAUUGGUGGAACGUUCUGUGUGUCGCAUUCAUCAUGGGCCAAUCAGAGCAACAAGACAUAAUGAAGUAGUAAGCAUGCGCUGCUCCAGUUGUUCAUAGAACUCAUGCUGAGGCCAGGAGAAGUGCAAAAACAACUUCUCCAAGAAGAACUGCCGCUAUUCUACAACUACAUACAAGCUAAUCACUACAUUAGCAGCCAUUGUAUAUACCAACUCACCCCAUAACUGUGGGAAUAUGUGCCCAUUCAUUCUGUAGAGCAUUUAUGAGGUCAGGCACUGAUGUUGGACAAGAAAGUUUGGCUUGCAAUCUCCAUUCCCGUUCAUCCCAAAGAUACUUAAUGGAGUUGAGAUCAGGGAUCUGCAGGCCAGUCAAGUUCUUCCACACCAAACACAUCAAACCAUGUCUUUAUGGUCCCUGCUUGUGCAUUUGGUCACAGUCAUGUUGGAAUAGAAAAGGAGCUUCUACAAACUGUUGCUACAAAGUUGGAAGCAUAGCAUUGUCCAGAAUGUCUUGGUAUGCAGUCGCUGACGUGGUCUUCCUCUUUGUGGCUGAGUCGCUGUUGUUCCUAAACACUUCCACUUUCUAAUUAUAUUACUUACAUUUGUGAAACUUCCAGCAGGGAUAAAAAUUCUCAAAGUGUCUUACUGCAAAGGUGGCAUCCAUCACAGUAACAUGUUCGUAGUCACUGAGCUCUUUAGAAAGACCCAGGAUAACAAAUGUUUGCAGACUGCAUGGCUAGGUGUUUGAUUUUAUACAACUGUUGUGACAGGUUCGAUUAAAACACCAGAUUCAAUAAUUAACAGGUGUGGCCAAAUACUUCCAUCCAUCUCUUUUCUCCUUCGUUAUGCAGCCUGAAGAUAAAAUGUCAUAAAUGUACAUUUUAGCAUCGCUUUUAUUAACGUUACAUUAUAAGAUUUUUAUUGUAAUGCAAUGCUUUGGUAAUGUGAUCAUUUUUUAGUAUUAUUUUUGCAGUUUAAAGUUUCAGCGUGAUUAGAUAUGAUGUUAAACAUAGAAACACAUAAAGUCUUAGGCCGUGAUCUCAUUCAGAGCUGCACUGUUGUUCUUCUUAAACCCGGUUAUGUCACCAUGUACAGGAGGAAUGUACCGCACAUUGUGAAACAUAAUAUUCACUGUUUCGUAGCCGAAUGUGUCUUUUUUUUGUAAAUACUGUAAAAACACUGGCUGUUCCAGAGGAAA